Molecule: messenger RNA, 2189 nt
Organism: Actinia tenebrosa (Australian red waratah sea anemone)
Lineage: Eukaryota; Metazoa; Cnidaria; Anthozoa; Actiniaria; Actiniidae
Source: RefSeq, a predicted model, not a curated record
UCUAGACGUUUAAUCUUUUAAAUUAUCUGAGCGAAAGACAGCUCAAAAAAGUACAAAGGGGUUUGUUUAAAUGUAACUCUUGCGAUAUUUUGAGGAAGGUUUGCUAAAGUUACCAUUGAAGUCGUUGACAAAGCGACACUGAGACAAGAGUCACUCAAACAGUUACACUUCACAGUCCACUUAAAACGGUUGCCCACAAUGAAAGUUUCUGCAUUUCUCGUUUUUGCUGCAGUAGUUUUGUUAGGAAAAUGCGCAAAGCUACCAAAAGAUUCCAAAACCAGCAAUACGGCCAAGGUCGUUUCCAAGGUUACGAAAGUCAAAGCUGUAACAACAAAACAAGAUGUAGCUAAGAGUACAAAACAUGAUGGAGCUGCAAAAGUAAAAGUAGUUGCAAAAGAUGGUUCGAACAAGGUUGAGCCUUCCAGCAUUAAACACUCAACAUCAACAACUAAAACUUCAACUAAACCUCUCGCUCAGAAAAUUAUAAAAACUGGGAAAGUUGCAGCGAAGAAGAAUAAGAAGAACAGCUUUUGGUCGCCAAAGUCAGUCAUUGUGCCGCACCAAGAUACAGGAGAACGGGACGCAAUAGUGAACAGCCAUAUUGCCAGGAAUCCAAUACUGGACAGCCUUUAUGAACAAAGAUACGCAGCUCUGGAAAAAGUUUCUGCGCUCAACAAUCAAAUCGACACGCUUUUGAACCGAAAACCAGUGACAGAUGGAGCCAGUGAAUCUUCAUUUUUCAGGCCGGGAGCUUUCGAUUCUGGUACUUAUGGUGUUCAAGGCGGUACUAUGUUCCUUGGGCCUGCGAACGCGGGGGAUAUUGUCGGGAUGGAAUCUGCAAAGAAAAGGGAUGAAUCGUCCUCAGGAAGACAAAAAAAUGGUGCCAUUCCUGAUGCUAGUUCUGCGAGUCCUGUUUCGUACAGCUCACAAAACGAUUUGAAUAAUGCUCCUGUAGAUAUGCCGCAGCCAUUGCCGGACGCCGAUCCGUUCAUCUCGCCAGAAGGCAACGCAGCGGAUAAUGAACAGCAAAAUUCAUUGACUUUGAAGCAUAGCAUGGCCUACUCACCUGAAGACGUGGAAAAUCCGCUAGUGCUUGGCGACCCCAAGAUGUUUGAUUCAGCAUGCUCGGUCUUAAAGCUAACAUUCGAGCACACACAAGGAUCCACGGUUCUGGAUGACUCCCCACAAGGCAACAAUGCUGAACUCGAUGACGGUGCUUAUGUCUCGGACCAACAGGCAAAGUCUGGACUCUCGUUACAUAUUGGAGAAGAUGGGCACAUGGAGAUACCAGAAUCCUUCAAAGGCAAGCCAACCAGAGCAGCAGCCGUUUCCAUGUGGGUGAAACUUCAAGAUGUGUCAGGAAAAAAACCGUUGUUUCAAACUUAUGAAAAUGAAGAAUCGUUACACUAUGAUCUGUCGGUGGUGGAUGGAAGGUUAUCUUGGGGACAUCUAGAUGACAUUGGCAAGGUAAUAUUCCAUGUAACGGCCGAUGAGAAUGCAAAAUUCACGCCGAGAAAAUGGCAUCACAUUGUUGGAGCCUACAGUGACAAAACGAAAGAAGCAACCCUGUGGCUGGAUGGAAAGAAAGUUGGAAAGGAAGAAAAUGUUUCAGGGCUUUUGUCUCGGAAUUGGGACAGGGUUUCUUUGUUUAAAGGCAAGACUUCUGGUGAUGCAGAUAAUGUGUUUAUGUUUCGCUGUUCGUUGGACAGAACCAAGGUCGUGGCUUUGUAUGUUGCUGCAGCUUCACCUAAGGAUGCAAAACGCUCGCAAAUUCCUAAAGUUAAAAAAAGUCACCAAAAACUUUACUUCAAAGGGUGUGUAUUUUUCGCUACCCUAAGUGGAAACUCUUCAUUGCACUAAAAGUGGCAAAAGAACUACCAUCUCUUCAAGCACCAAAUUUCAUCUUAUACCUUUGUCAAGCUUUAUAUUUUAAAAAAUAGUGUUGAAUCAAGUCAUCAAAAUAUCAUACUCUGGGAGAAGACACAGACCAUCGGAGUGCGGACAUUUUCAAAUUAGACCCAACUUGAUUCUAAUGUCAUGCCCUUAAAUCUCCUUAUCACAGUAUUAAUUUUAUGCUAUCAUAUUUUUAGUAAAAAUACACAGGUGAUUAUUGAAAAUCUUGCGCGCUGAUUGGUUGAGAAACUCACACUAUCACAAGAUAAUCACCUCCAGUGAUAAUCAAAAAUGGC